Lucilia sericata (common green bottle fly) is the source of this 4999-nucleotide messenger RNA. RefSeq names its product vesicular acetylcholine transporter (gene VAChT). NCBI's taxonomy places the organism in Eukaryota, Metazoa, Arthropoda, Insecta, Diptera, Calliphoridae. Gene Ontology annotation, biological process: transmembrane transport; chemical synaptic transmission; xenobiotic transport. Bases 659 to 2440 code for a protein of 593 amino acids. The record is from RefSeq and is a predicted model, not a curated record. Gene Ontology annotation, molecular function: xenobiotic transmembrane transporter activity; acetylcholine transmembrane transporter activity. The transcript is spliced from 2 exons. Gene Ontology annotation, cellular component: membrane; terminal bouton; AP-1 adaptor complex.
CUUUAAUUUUUUGCAAGUUUUGACAGUGGCGUCCAACGAGUCUAAUCCUAACGCCGCCACAGGCAGUGGCACGGGUGAAACGGCCGCUUUAUUUUCGAAAUUCAAAAGUUUUUCUAUCGGCAGUGGUCCCAAUUCACCACAACGAGUUGUCUCAAAUCUACGCGGUUUUAUAACAAAUCGUCUAAGUAAUAUAUCCACAAACGAUACAGGUUGUGGCCUGUAUUAAAUGAAAACUGAUUUACACCAGCCAAGAGCUAAACAGCAGAACAACAACAACAACAAAACCAAAACUCUCAACACAAAAUGUGCCUGAAACCUAAAUAAAAGUUAAAAAAAAACAAACCAACAAACGAGUUAUACAACAAACAUGAAUCAUCUUGAGGAUAAAUUAGAAAACUUAAGAAAAGGAUAGUACAGUUACAGUUAAAAAUAUAGUCCUAGCAAGCAGAGCGGCAAGAAGAGAAAAAGAAGAACUACAAACAGUUCAGACGACAACAAAGUACAAAAGAAACGUAAUUCAACAAGAAAACUUAUAAAACAAACGAUUUAGCCGUUAAGUUUAACAAGAUACAAAAUUUAAUUUCCCCCUCCCCUCUACGUAAAUUCUUUUUUUUUCUAAUUUUAACUUUUAAAGAAAUAAAAAGAAAAGGAUAUCAACAUGUCGUCGUUUACCAUACCCGUUAUCAAUUUAGAGGUACGUGAGGUUAAGGAUAUAGUAUGGGAGAAAAUUCAGGAGCCUGUCAACCAAAGACGUUUAGUCUUGGUUAUAGUUUCUAUAGCCCUACUGUUGGACAACAUGUUGUAUAUGGUGAUAGUGCCAAUUAUACCCGACUAUUUGCGAGAAAUUGGAGGUUUCGAAGCACCCGAUGCCACUAUGGCACCUCUGCUUAGAGAUAAUGUGACGGGUAAGAUAAUACCUGUUCAUCAUGACCAUCAUGGUCAAGAUUCGGCUACCGGUAUAUUGUUUGCCUCAAAAGCCAUUGUUCAAUUAAUGGUGAAUCCAUUUUCGGGCGGUCUGAUCGAUAAGAUCGGCUACGAUAUACCCAUGAUGAUUGGCCUAACAAUUAUGUUCUUUUCCACGGCGGUAUUUGCCUGUGGUAGUAGCUAUAGUGUGCUUUUCUUUGCCCGAUCUUUGCAAGGUGCUGGUUCAGCAUUCGCCGAUACUUCGGGUUUGGCCAUGAUAGCCGAUCGUUUUACGGAGGAAAAUGAACGUUCUCAAGCUUUGGGCAUUGCCUUGGCCUUUAUCAGUUUCGGUUGUCUAGUAGCUCCGCCUUUCGGCGGUGCUCUUUAUCAAUUUGCGGGCAAAGAAGUGCCAUUUUUGAUAUUGGCCUUGGUGUGCCUCAUCGAUGGUCUUAUGCUGCUGUUAGUUAUGAAACCAUUCAAGGAGCAACUGCAGCAAAGUAGAGAAGUCAAACAAGAGAUUAUACCCAUUUGGCGUUUGCUUAUGGAUCCUUAUAUAGCUGUGUGCGCCGGCGCCUUAACUAUGUCAAAUGUGGCUUUAGCUUUUCUAGAACCAACUAUAUCCCUGUGGAUGGAAGACAAUCUGACCACAGAUAAUUGGAAAAUUGGUAUGGUAUGGCUACCGGCUUUCUUCCCUCACGUCUUGGGUGUGGUGAUUACGGUCAAAAUGGCUAAAAAGUAUCCCCAGCAUCAGUGGCUAAUGGCAGCUGGAGGUUUAGCGUUGGAAGGUCUCUCCUGUUUCAUUAUACCAUUCUCGACCUCCUACCAAAUGUUAAUGAUUCCUAUAUGCAUUAUAUGUUUCGGCAUUGCCUUGAUAGAUACUGCCCUCUUGCCUACACUCGGGUACUUGGUGGACGUGCGUUAUGUAUCCGUGUACGGCAGUAUAUACGCCAUCGCUGAUAUCUCCUAUUCAAUAGCCUAUGCAGUGGGACCCAUUAUAGCGGGUGGAGUAGUAGAAGCCAUUGGCUUUACUGCUCUCAAUUUCCUUAUAGCGUUUUCAAACCUUCUGUAUGUUCCGCUACUAAGGAAAUUGCGCAAUAUCUACGACUUUAAGCCAUUUGAAAACGAGGCCAAUAUCCUUAUGCAAGAUCCCCCCAAUAAGGAAUAUCAAACCUACGUUAUGCACGAUCAAAAGCCUAUCGAUGGCGAAUUCAAAAAUCACCUCGAAUACGGCCAGCAAUAUCAACAGGAUCAGCAAGAAACAAAUCUAGACGAUCAAACCUCCAGCUCUUAUGAUUAUCAAGCGCAGCAGGGCUAUCAACAGGAUGCCCAAUACGAACAGCAGCAUCAGCAAUAUCAACCGGGCUACCAGGAGCAAGGCGGUGGUGGCAUGUAUCAACAGCAGCCCUCAGAAACACGACAUCUUCCUCAGCAGCGUAUAGCGAAUCCCUUUCAACAGCAACAACAGCAAUCGGAUGCCGCCAGAUCAUCUGCAACAGGUCCUGCUGGUCCAGCAAAUCCAUUUAGACAAGGAUUUUAAACUGUUGUCUUAUACAAAAUUAGUGGUAAUUUAUGUUUGUUUUUAUAUUUUUGAUCGUUUAGUCUAUAAGUUUCGUUAAGUUUACUACUUUUGAUGUUUAACAAUUUAUUUUUGAGAAUAAGUAUCUAAUUUAUUUCCUUUAGUUUCUGUAGUAAAUUAAAAAAAAUUAAAGUGGUUCUAUUACACUAUAACCCUAGUUAUCUUGAAAUUAUAUAUAUAUAAAAAAUAUAUUCCAAAAACAAAAACUAUAAAAAAAUUUCUCAUGUGUAGUUAAGCAAGAAAUUUAUGAAAUUUUUUCAAAGAAAAAUUCUAUUUAACACACACACACACUUUUUAUAAAAAAAAUUAUAUAUCUGUAUUAUACACGGAAUUUUGUUUUUUAUAUAAUAUACAAAUUAAUUAAUUAAAAAAGUAAUGUAUUUUAUCAUAUUAAGUAUAAAUUAAUAUUAAAUAUAUAGGAAAACUAAAUAUCACAUCAUAAUCAUUUAUAAACCGAACGUAAAUACUUAAAUGCAAAAAUUAGAUGCAAAUGAAGGAGUAGAAAAACAUUAAAUAUCAUUAAUGUAUAUCAAUGGAAAGCUUAUGUGGCACACAUUAUUUUAAGUAUAAACAUAUAUAAUGAUUAGGAAAACUUAUAUUCAUAGAUUAUCCUAGAAAAAACAAACUAAUUAAACAAAUUAGAAUAUUUUAAAGUUUUUUUUUUAUAUAAUUUAAAAUAUAAUUAGUUACGGUUCAAUUAUCAGAGACUUCUUAAAGGGCGGAUUUUACCAUAUAUUAUUAAGCAUUAUUUAUACAUAGUUAUUAAAAGCUCAUAUGAUCUCAAGAGCUUUCAAAAUUUCAAAAGUUUAUAUCAGCUAUAACUAGUAUUACAUAAUGAGAUCAGCAAGUUCUAAAAAGUUUCAGACAUAAUUAAACAUUAAAGCUUUUUGACACCCCCUUAAAGAUUCUUCUGAUAAUUAUAUCUGCCCGUGAAUAAAAUUCUAGCCAUAUUAACUAUUAUAUGUUAAAAAAAAACUACAAAAAAGUUAUAAUUUUUUAUAUUAUAAUUAUUUUAUAAUUAUUAUUAACAAAUUGUGUAUAUUUUCAAAAUGGAAUCAGUAACAGAAUCUCCAAUUUAUAAUGAAAUCAUAACAAAAAAUGAAGACAAGCUAAAUAACCAAAGAAUAUUAGAAUUAUAAGACCAAAAUAUAUCAUAACAUAUCAGUUAUAGUUUGUAAGUAUUAACGAUUAAGCUAAAACGAUGAUCAAUCGAAUCUUUAGGAAUUUAUCUCAAAAUAAAAACUUCAACAUCCAUAUCGUAAACAUAUCAAAUAAAGCACAAACACAAAUUUUACAACAUUCGGAUGUUGAAGUUUUUACAAAUAUCUAAUCAAGAUGAUGCAGAUAUAAACGAAUAAAGAUUGUAAAAAGACAAAUUUUAGAAUAGAAAAUUUUGAGUUGAAAUUACAAUUAUAUUUUUAAGUUGACUGCAUGGGAGAAGAGUUGCAGGUUUAGCUGAAUAAGUUACGGAAACCAGCAUUGAAAACUGCUUUAAAACUCUCAGAUCGGUUUUGAUAUACCCAUAAGGAUUUUUCUAACGGCAUUAUUUACAUGAUUUUUUAGCUGUUGUGUGCUUUUCUAAAGCAAUAUUAGCGUGGUAUAAGUUGAGCUUUUGACUAUAUCACCGACCACUUUAUGGAGAGAAAAUGUAAACUUUUGUUUCUAGCUACUAAAAGUUUUUAGAGGCUAAGUUACUAGAAAGCUUUUCAAAACAGGAAAACAAGUUUUUAAAUCCAAGUAAAGAUGUUUUUUAUACGAUUGAAAAAGCUUUUAUCACUUAAAUGCCAAUUAAACAUUUAUAGCUUUUAAUGAGAAAUAAUUUACUUUUAUUUUUAAAGCUUUAAGCUAAGUUACUACAAAGCUAUUUAAAAUAGGGAAACACGUUUUUAAAUCCAUGUAAAGAUGUUUUCUAAACGAUUGAAAAGCUUUUAACAUCAAAAUCACAAAUAAAAGUUAAAAGCUCUAAAUGAGAAAUAAUUUUAUUUUAUUUGAAAAGCUGUGUUUAAGAUAUUAAUCAAAUUAGAUAUUUAAAAUAAAGUUUAUUAAGAAAAGCUUUACAAACCAUUCACUACUUAUUAAAAACCUUUUUGGACAUAAUUUAUUUUUAGAUUUGGAGAAACUUAUAUUAUAUACAAUUUAAUUGUGAAGCUUUCUCUAGACUCAAAAGUUUCAUUCUUUUUUUUUUGAAAAGCUUUAAAUCAUAAAUCGUUACAAAAUUCUAUUAAAAUUUAUAAAAAAAAAACUUUUGAAAGCUUUGCAACAAAUUUUAUUUAAAUUAUUUGGUUUUAGAAAGCUUUGUGUUGAUUUAUAAAAGUCUCCGCUUUACAAGAGAUUAUAAAGGUGUUUUUAAAAGUUCAAUAAUUUCGAAAGCUUAUAUAAAAACUGCACAAUUUCGGUAGUUAAUAAUGAAAGCUUUUUGUUUUUUUAAAGUUUACAAAAAAGCUUUUUGAUUUUAAAAGCUUAGAAAAGCAUUUUGAUUUUAAAAGCUUUUUAAUAUUAAAAAAGCUAUUUAUAUAUACA